AAAAUAUUGCCCUUAUUUAAAAGAUAAUCUUAUAUGUUUAAAUGUAUACUCUACCUCUAUUUAAAUGUAUAUAAUUUUACAAUUAAAUAUAUUUGAGCACAAUGUAUUAUAUUCCUUUAUGUAGUUGGGUACUAAGUAAGUUCUAAUCCAAGAAUCAUGCGUCCAUCACUAGUAAAGAGAACACUUUCUAAAGUGGCAGAGGUAUCAAAAGAACCAGCAAGACAUAUAAGCUUCUUGAAGAGCCGUAUGGAUCUAGGUGGUGGUGAUAUGGAUUGGUUACGAGGAAGAGUUUUCUUAAAACCAGAAGAUCAACUAGUAUUAUCAGAUGCAGAAUUACAAGAAGAGAUUGCAAGAGUUCUGACUAUACAUAACACAAGAGUUCCAGAUUCUUUAGUUGAGUGGUCAUGGAAAUUAAAAAGUUUCAUAUUAUUACCUCCUCCACCACAUUUAAUAACUGUUCUAAGUGUUCCUGGAUCGCUAUUGCAUAAAGAUUCUGAAGAAGCUAGAAUACAAUUGGCAGGAGGACUUGUUGUGGAUACUCCUUUUGAAGAAGCCAUAUUACAUGAUGAUGAGGAAGAAAGAGAAGAAGAAGAGGAAGAAGAUGAAGAUGAAGGAGCAGAUGUUGAAGAACAAGAAGAACAUGAACCUGAACCUGACCAUGAAGAUGAUCAUGAAGAAGAAAGAGUAAAACCAAAAAAAAUACCAAAUCAAUUUAACUUUUGUGAAAGAGCUGCUUUAACUUAUACCAAUCCUAUGCGAGAAACGAGUACCCAAACAAUACCACCUCCAACAGAGACAUUUAAUACCCAUGUUUUUCAAUGGACAAUCUUUGAUGAGUAUCAAGAAGAUUUUGCUCAACAACAACGUGAAAAAGAAAGAGAAAGAAGAAUUCCAUUUCUACAACUGAAGAAGGAGGAUAUGAAGAAAAAAGCUCAAACUGAAUCCACAGCAUUAAUAUGUAGAAUGUUACAAGCUGCAAAAACAUUGGAACGAAUGGUAAAUCAAAAUAUUUUUGAUGAAAUAGCGCAAGACUACAGAUAUUGGGAUGAUCCAAGUGAUGAAUUUAAAGUUGGAGAAGGUUCAUUACUACCUUUAUGGAAAUUUCAUUAUGAAAAAACCAAGAAACAUGAUGUUACAGAUUUAUGCUUCAAUAGUAGAUAUUAUGAUUUAUUUGCAGUUUCAUAUGGAACAAUGUCAUUUAGUAAUUCGAUAAUAGAUGGAACAGUAUGCUUAUUUAGUUUAAAAAAUCCAUCAUAUCCAGAGUGGAUCUGUCCAACAGAAUCUCCCGUAAUGUGCUUAGAUUUCAGUGAACAACAUCCACAUCUUUUAGUUAUUGGUACUAUGGAUGGUGCUGUUGCUGUUUAUAAUAUUAUGUUGCCACCUACAGCCCCUCAAUAUAGAAGCAAUGAUGUUGUUCAAAAACAUGGAGGUAUUGUGUGGGAGGUGCAUUGGGCACCAGACACGGAAGAAGGUAAUUUAGCAUUCUACAGUGUUAGCAUUGACGGAAAAGUAAACUACUGGAUAUUAAGUGAAAAUAAUCUUGGUUUGACAACUGUGAUGACCCUUUUCCUGGACAGACCACCAAUACCUGGGCCAGAUGGUACUAUAAUUACACUUAAGGGUUGUGGAACAUGUCUAGCAUUUCACCCUGCAGAUCAAAAUGUAUUCUUGGUAGGAACGGAAGAAGGAACAAUUUAUAAGUGCAAUACAGCAUAUAGUAGUGUUUAUAUGAGAACUUAUAAUGAAGCACACAAUAUGCCAGUCUACCGGAUAGUAUUUAAUAAAUUCAAUUCCAACAUAUUUGCAAGUUGUUCUGGUGAUUGGAGAAUAAAAAUAUGGGAAGAUGAUAGGAUGGAACCCUUAUUUAUGUUUGAUCUUGGUGUUCCCAUUGGAGAUGUUCAAUGGGCACCAUAUAGUUCAACAGUAUUAGCUUGUGUUUCAAAUGAUGGGAAAGUUACAGUAUUUGAUUUGAAUGUAAAUAAAUAUCGACCAAUAUGUAGUCAACCAGUUGUUAGCAGAAAAAAAUAUAAACUAACUAGACUUGCAUUUAACAAUAAACUACCAUUCAUUAUAGUGGGCGAUGAUAAAGGUACCAUAAAUACAUUGAAAUUGUCACCAAACCUUAGAUUAAAAGUAAAACCAACUAAGAGGCAACUUCAUUUGACACAUAGAGAAUUAGAAAUUAUGAAAUUAGAAAAAUUAUUAAGUUUUGUACGUGAACCAGCUAUUUUACCACCACCAAAAGAUAUAAGGGUAGAAAUCUAAGCCAUACUUUUAAUCACAAAUAUAUUUGCAUGUGCUUUUUUAAGAUAAAAUCUGUUUAGAUAUGAAAAUUAUAUAUUGCAGGUAAUAAUGAUAAUUAUCACUAUUGUAUAAUACUAUAAUAAAAAAUUAUAAUAUUCUCUAAUUUUUUGUAAACAUCAACACUUUAUUAACAUUUGCUAUAACAGAAAAUACAUAUUAAUAUCUAUGUCUUUAUAUGAAGAAAUUGGCACUAAAUUUAGAAUGAUUUACAAAUUUAAACUUAUCUAUGUAGUUACUAUAACAUGUCUUCUAGACUAGAAGCAAUUAUUAACGAUUAUGAAACUACUUUAAUACAUUCCUUUGUAAACAGAAUUAUUAAAGUUUUUGCAAUUCCAUAUGUAACAGUACCACACAGUUUCAUAAUAAGUCUUUAAAUACUUUUAUUUUUAAAUACUUUUAAAGAAUAAGUUAAUGAUUUCAGAAAUAGUUUACAUUAAUUGUAUACACAUAAUAAUAUUUGUUGUUACCUGAAUUUGUAUAUGAAAUUUAGUAUGUAUUAAAAAAGGAUAAUAAUUAAGAAAAUAUCAAUGUAAAUAUCGAGUUACGUAUUUAAUAAUAGCUAAUAUUAUAAGAAAACGUGGUCCAAGUGAAAUUGUAAUAUCCUUAUAAAGAAAAAUUUGAUUAAUGGUUUUAAAAAGUGUUUUAACUCAGUAAGUUUUAAUUCAAUAGUAAGCACAAUUUCCUGUAAACUUAAUACAAGCAUUGUUAUUACACAAAUCUUAUUUUCUGAUAUUUCAAAUGUAUUAAGCACUGGCUAUCACAGUGUCUGUUAUCUUUAAUUACUUUUUAAUAUCAAAGAAAUAUUUAUAUACAAGUAGUCAUUCAAAUUAAAUGUUAUUAAACAAAUUAUUUUUUCGAAAGAAAAAUGAUGUAUAUGAAAAAAUAUAUCCAUU
Messenger RNA from Bombus pyrosoma, 3197 nucleotides. Its product is annotated as dynein intermediate chain 2, ciliary. The record is from RefSeq and is a predicted model, not a curated record. Gene Ontology annotation, biological process: cilium movement; outer dynein arm assembly. Bases 157 to 2265 code for a protein of 702 amino acids. The transcript is spliced from 15 exons. Lineage: Eukaryota; Metazoa; Arthropoda; Insecta; Hymenoptera; Apidae. Gene Ontology annotation, cellular component: outer dynein arm. Gene Ontology annotation, molecular function: dynein light chain binding; dynein heavy chain binding.